Molecule: messenger RNA, 1030 nt
Organism: Megalopta genalis
Lineage: Eukaryota; Metazoa; Arthropoda; Insecta; Hymenoptera; Halictidae
Cellular component (GO): nucleus
Molecular function (GO): zinc ion binding
Source: RefSeq, a predicted model, not a curated record
GGAGUAGUGAAACCCAGUGCUAGUAGCGCCAGUUGUACAGACUAUGAUAAACAAACUUAAUCUUGAAGGAAGGAUAACAUCUUGCGAUAUUUCGUAGAGCAGUAACUUACGGUUGAAGUUAUUGACGUGUAUAUUAAAUCACAGGGUGUCGAUUAGUGCCAUAAUAUAAUAGUAAUAAUAACCUUAAGGGAAUAAUCAAAAUGGGUAGCACCGAUAAAGCCGUGAUCACGGGAUUUAUAUGCAGACUUUGUAGUAAGAUGAACCGUUUCGUGAUCCACAUAUACGGUGAAGAGGGUGAAAGAAUGAAGCUUGCUGAAAAAAUAAAUGCUUAUCUUCCAAUUACGGUAAACAUGAAUGACCUAUUACCAAAAACAGCAUGUCUACAUUGUAUUGAACGGCUAGAAGCUCAUCAUGAAUUAAUGGAACAAUUUAUGUUCGCUAAACAAAGGUUAACUACUGAGAAUAAGUCACCAUCAGUAGCAUCAUCAUCUGCACAAACUGUUGAUACUGCACCAACAUCUAGCCCACCCCCGUGUGUUGACAUAUAGAAUUGAAGACAAAUUUUCUCACACAAUAUUGUUAAACAUUUUUUGUAUUUUAUUUGGCUCAUUACUUUAGUAAUUUAUUGAUAGAAGAACCUAAUAUUAUUAAAGAAAACUCAAUUUAUUUGGUGAUCUAUAAAAUUAUCAGAUUAGUUUAUUCGUCUUGAAUCUUAUUGUUAGUAUUUCUUUUAAUUCUUUUUAUUAUAUAUUUGAGCCAAGUAUUAACAUGUAAUCUUGUAAUAUAUUUAGAUUUUUUCGCAUAUCAUAAUGAAUUGUUCGCAAACAAAUUUUUGCAAGGAAAAUUGAACAUCACAUUUAUUUUUUGCUUGACUGGUACUAUGUGAUCAUGAAAUUAAUCUUUACGAUGCUUCAGACAUACAUUUGAGCAUGCGCAAUAACAUUAUGAUAAUUGAACCUAUAUUUUAUUGUAUGUAUUCUAUAUUAUUUUCAUUAGAAAAUAUUUUCAGACAUUUUUUAAUGAUUCACAA